Molecule: messenger RNA, 1445 nt
Organism: Drosophila virilis
Lineage: Eukaryota; Metazoa; Arthropoda; Insecta; Diptera; Drosophilidae
Product: putative ATP-dependent RNA helicase SoYb
Biological process (GO): germ-line stem cell division
Source: RefSeq, a predicted model, not a curated record
CAGACGGUAACAGAUGCAAGCUGAUGACACAGCCCGAUGAUGAAUUUCCUGCCUUCCAGAUGGACAACCAUGCAUAUUGUCUGGCACAUGCACAGCAGCCGGUUAGCAGUUCCAAGCAGAAUGUGCUCACCGGACAAAUACUUGCCGGGGAUUCACUGCUGCUCAUCGAUGCAGCCAAACGCCCGUUGGAUGAGUACGUGCAGCCCCUAUGCCAGCUAUACAAGCUGGUCAGGAGGAGACAGCAGCAUGUGAUUCUUGUGCUGGUGGCUACGCGCAAACGUUCGCUGCAGCUGCGCGCGCAAUUUGAGAAACAGUUGGACAGCCGGCAGGACCUUAUCAGUGCAGCAGAGGAGUCGGAGACAGCAGCCCAGCUGUUGUGUCAGCGUGGCGGCCUGUUGAUUGCAACCACUGCAGAGUUCAGCAAUUUGAAGACGCCUCAGCUGCUAACGGACGCUCAUUUGGGCUGCAUUGUCUUUGACGAGCUGGAGCGGCUGCAGGCUUAUGGUGGUAGCUGUUUUCAGGCGCUCAAGCUGACGCUCUGGCAGCUGUGCAGCAAGCCACAGCUUGUGGUGACCUCGCGACUGUGGCUGGCUGCAGAAAUGCAGCAACUCUUGCAGCACGCCAGGAAGCCGCUGGUGUUUCUGCAGGAAGCGCUGGAGGCAGCCGUCUAUGGUGGCCUGCAGCUGCAAGUGGAGCUGGGCAAUAGCGGAGCACGGCAGAUGCAGCAGCUGAUGGACUACCUGCGACAGCAGCCAUAUAAAAAACAGCGCACGCUGAUUUACUGCACCAAUGAAACGGAUUUCCAUGAGCUACAACAGCAAUUGCCCAAGGAUGACUGCCUGUUGCAUCGUGGACGAGGGGAUAAACCGCGCGUGGACCGCUGGCAGCAACAGAACACGGGCCAAAUAUUGUUGCUGCGCGAACAUGCACCCGAGUUGCUUGUGGACAACGUUCAGUCUCUCAUACACUUCAACAUGCCGUCCACUUGGAGUCAGUUUAGGAAGCGUUUCGCUGUAUUUAAAACCCAAAUACCCAAUGCACUGAUGUCCACCACAAACCAGCAGCAGCUGCACUCCCUCCUUCUACUGAAUAAGCAGAGUCAACGAAUGCUGCCUCAGCUGAUAGAGUUCAUGCAGCAACACGGACAUCCCAUCGAUGAAAAGCUGAAUGCGGCGCAUGCGCAGCUGCAGGCGACACAUGAGGCAUCCUUGGUGGCGCGUAAGUGCGUCAUUUGUCCGGUGUUGUUGCUGCAUGGCCAUUGCCUGACGCCUACCUGCCAAUAUUGACAUCUGCUGGCAGACGUCGACAGGAGCUGUGCGACUGUACCAACUGCAGGAUGUAUACGCUUUCAGCUGCUUAAGAUCUGCACACCCUCCCACUUCGCGGCUCGUUUGAUGGCACAUAGAGCAACAGCUCAAGGCGCGUGGUGUAUGAUGCCUGUGCAG